AUGCUCUCUGCUACUUCUAGAGCGCUGCGCAUUGCCGCAUGCCGCGUCCCCCCACCAGCGGCCUCGACCGCCGUCUCGCCGAUGCCCGAGGCCUCCCCUAGUCGAAGCACCCAGAUCGCCGCCCGAGCCCGUUCCCUCUCUUCCACGGGACGCGUGUCGUAUGCCAUCAACACAAACCCGAACCCGCCCUUGGGCAAGAAGAAUGCCUCCAACGAGAUGCCGUCCCGGAUCGGCCUCAUUGGAGCCCGCGGCUACACAGGUCAAGCCCUGGUUGAGCUGCUCGACAAGCACCCCAAUAUGGAUCUGUGUCAUGUGUCUUCCCGGGAACUUGACGGCCAGGAGCUCAAAGACUACACCAAGCGCAAAAUCAUCUACAAGAACCUGUCUCCCGAGGAAGUAGCUCAGCUAGACAAGGAAGGCCAGGUCGACUGUUGGGUGAUGGCUCUCCCGAAUGGUGUCUGCCAGCCUUUCGUGCGAGCUCUCGGUCAGAGCUCGAGUCUGAUCAUUGAUCUUUCAGCCGACCAUCGAUUCGACGGCACUUGGGGCUCGUACGGGCUCCCAGAAUUAGUUCAGCGAAGCAAGAUUGCCCAAUCCACCCGCAUCAGCUGCCCCGGGUGCUACUCGACGGGGUCGCAAUUGGCCUUGGCGCCCGUUUUGGAACAUUUGGGAGGCAUGCCCACAGUCUUUGGAGUUUCGGGCUAUAGCGGAGCUGGCACGAAGCCUUCUCCAAAAAACGACGUCCACCUUCUCCGUGACAACCUAAUGCCGUACAGCCUGACUGGGCAUAUACAUGAGCAAGAAAUCAGUCACCACCUUGAUGUGCCGACAGCAUUCAUUCCGCAUUGCGCCUCCUGGUUUCGCGGCAUUCACUUGACCAUCAAUAUCCCCCUGAACAAGACAAUGACUUCUCGAGAUGUUCGUCAGAUCUACCAAGACCGAUACGCUGGAGAAAAGCUUGUCAAGGUCGUCGGUGAAGCGCCACUCGUGAAAUCUAUCCAGAACAGGCACGGAGUUGAGAUUGGAGCGUUCGCCGUUGACGACACGGGCAAGCGUGUUGUCGUCUGUGCCACCAUUGACAAUCUCAACAAGGGCGCUGCCACACAAUGCUUGCAGAACAUGAACCUCGCGCUUGGAUACGACGAAUAUCAGGGAAUCCCUAUUGAUUGA
Messenger RNA from Metarhizium album ARSEF 1941, 1167 nucleotides. RefSeq names its product N-acetyl-gamma-glutamyl-phosphate reductase, type 1. NCBI's taxonomy places the organism in Eukaryota, Fungi, Ascomycota, Sordariomycetes, Hypocreales, Clavicipitaceae. Gene Ontology annotation, molecular function: N-acetyl-gamma-glutamyl-phosphate reductase (NADP+) activity; NAD binding; NADP+ binding. The record is from RefSeq and is a predicted model, not a curated record. Gene Ontology annotation, biological process: L-arginine biosynthetic process. The coding region runs from base 1 to 1167 and encodes 388 amino acids. The transcript is spliced from 5 exons.